UUCUCCUUUUUUUUUUUUCUUUUUUUUUUCUCAUUUUUUUCGGAUCUUGCGGUCGAAACUAGCCCCACCCCACCCUUCCUCCACAUCCAUUGCAGUGCAAGCCCACCCGCAGCUUUUCUGCUCAACAGACACCCCCUCCCCACAACCACCACACGCAGACAGACAGCCAGACAGACAGACAGAGCAGAUCUCCACGAAAAGAAAAAUGGGCAAACCACCAGCCCUCAGUGUCAUCGCCACACCAGCCGUCGAGCCUGCAGCCGCCGCCCCGCCGCCAACGGCACCACAACGGCGACCGCCGAGUGAGGAGGACGCUCCACCGCCCUCGCCGCGCCAACUGCCGCACAGCAAUAGCUUCUCGUUCGACGCGCACCAGCAGGACGACGACGACGACGACGACAACGACAGCGAUGACAACCAUCAAACCGCACGCAGCAACAACAACAACAACAACAACAAGAACAGCAACAACAACAGCAGGUCGCCUCCACCGCUGUCGCUUGGCGGCGGCAACAGUGCCAUUCAUAACAGUAGUAAUCUUAGCAAAAGCAGCAGUAGCAGUAGCAGCAGCAGCAGCAGCAGUAGCAGCGGCGAGGGCGACAGCGCAAACAAGGAAGAUCCAGGGACGCCGCCCGACUCGCCUGGCGGUGUCCGCGCGCGGCGUGCCCUCCCCCGGCUCCAGCUGAACAAGAGCAACGAGCGCCAGAGAAUGUUCGCAACUACACAGUGGCAGAUGUUGGGGAUUUUUUUUCUUCUGUUUUUUUUUUUUUCGUUGGAUUUUUUUUUUUCGGGUCGAAUGGGCUUGUUGUUGAGGUGACUCAGAUUGUCACACUUGGUGGCGUGCUGGGGGGCGUUAUGGUGUGUGGCUCCUGGGCUGUUUGUGUGCUUGCUAGCCUGUUCCUGCUGGUCGUCCCCGACAAUGGUGCAGUCACGAGGCGGAAAAAUUGCACACAAAAAAAAAACCACACACAACAAAAAAGCAAAAAAUCACGAAUUGCUUUGGAUAAGACGUUCCUCUCGCGUGUCCUCGCGAUCCAGAGCCCUUUGCAAAGGGCGUUGGAGGUCGCCGCCUGCCUGGGUCAUCGUUGUGGGAAACGCAGCCAGGCCAUGGGCAAAAGCGCGCCUGACACCUUUCGUGCAGUCCGAUGUUUGGAAGUGCGGUUUCCGUGUGGUUUGAAGCCGAGGAGCACUUUUUACCAAUUUCGUCUUGCUGCUGUUUUCCCUCGUGAAAAACCAAAACCCCCACCGACGGAUCUGACGCCGUGCCAUACAUCUGAUGUAACGGCAGACCAUUGUCGGUGUACUGAGUGGAGAGAGGCUUGUCUCUUGUGUGAUUCUCACCAUGACGACAAGAUCUGCGUGCGGGUUUCUGAUCACAGCACCAACUUUGCAACGCUGCACCAACCCCGAAGAAUCACACCACCACAAUCCUUUGUUUUUAUUUGACUCCAUCAUGAGACGUCACAGGGAGAGGGAGUUGGACCCAAAAUGGGGGACGAGUCUGAUUCAUCAUCUCUGGUACUCACCUUCAGUUUGGCCUUUUGCCGUGCUUCUGACUGCCGACGAUAGGACACUGGUGUUCCCGCCGAAUUUCGAGAGAAAGUGCUCAAUCUUCGUGAUGCUGUGGCUGCCCAAUUUGCCUCUCUAAACGGUCGUCUCACGGCAUCCGAGUUUAGUCAAGUUGCGCGAGACUUUAACAAGCACAUGAUGGCGUUGGCUGAACAGCGGCGGGAUGUGCGCAAUCUCAAAUCGUGCAACGGGAUCAACUGCGAGCACGACUGUGCGGGCGAAGCGCAAGAUCUAACACACAACUCUGUUUUAUUGUACAAGUUUUAUCAAGAGAAGGAAAGUCGGUCAGAGGACUUUACGCAGGUCGAUUUCCAUCUCAAGGCAUUUGUUGACGACGUCUUGUACGCUCUUUUAAUUGAAAGCCAGUGAACACCUGGUCUCAAUCUCGGUCUAUUACUUACAAGUUCGUGAUUUGUGCCGCAAUGGCUUCUUGUUGGAGUUCAUUUUUUGUCGAUUUCACAUUACAAUCUCACUCAACCUUAU
This is a messenger RNA of Capsaspora owczarzaki ATCC 30864, 2052 nucleotides long. RefSeq lists its product as hypothetical. NCBI's taxonomy places the organism in Eukaryota, Filasterea, Ministeriida, Capsasporidae. The record is from RefSeq and is a predicted model, not a curated record. The transcript has 4 exons. Bases 206 to 817 code for a protein of 203 amino acids.